AUGUCAUUUUCAUUCGGAUUCACGAAUCAAGAUUUAGAUAAUGAUGAAAUAGACAUUUCAAAUGAAUCAAAUAUAACAAACCCAAAAGAAAUACCCAAUGCAUUAUCAUCUUUCAAAGUUUCACAACAGAAUUUACCAGUUCAACAUUCAUUAUCAUCAAUUUUAUCAACUUUAAAAAAUGUUAGAAUUUCCUUUGAUAAUUAUACUACACCAGGAGGCAAUAUCAUAUAUCGAAGAGAAUUAUUCGAUGUCAAACAUCAGAUUAUGUCAGAAGAUGAAAAUAACAAUAUCCUAAUUAAUGAUUUAUUAAUACAUGAAAAUCAUUCAGAUUUGAAAUCAAAUAUUUAUGAAGGUGGUUUUAAAAGUUGGGAAUGUGCUUAUGAUACAGUAGAUGAAUUAUCUAAAUUAGGUCAAGAUCUAUUUUCUAAGAAUAUUCUUGAAAUGGGUUGUGGUACAUCCUUACCUUCCAGUUAUAUAAUUUUGAAAAAACUUGAAAAUAAAAAUAAACAACCUUUGAAGUUAAUAUUGAGUGAUUUUAAUUUUGAUGUGUUAAGAUUAGUCACAAUUCCCAAUUUGGUUAUACAUUGGGCAUCUACAAUUGAACCAAAAUUAUUAUAUGAGUUAACUACUACUGAAAAUGAUAAUAGAUUUAAUAAUGAUGAGUUAUUAAUAACUGAGGACCUAAUAAAUAGGUUUGAAAAAGAUUUAGACGAAUAUAGUAUCGAUGUGAAAUUUAUAUCUGGAUCUUGGGGUAAUGAAUUUAAUCAAAUGAUUGAAAAAGAUGAUAUAAAUUUUAUAAUUAGUUCAGAGACUAUAUAUUCACCUGAAAUGUUACCUAUUAUAGCUGAAUCAAUUAACGAAAUAUUAGAAAAAAGUAAUUAUGGUUAUGCAUUAAUAGCUGCAAAGAAUAUAUAUUUUGGUGUCGGGGGAUCAAUAAUUGAAUUUUUAAAUUAUAUGAAUUCAAUACAGAAUGCUAAAUUUGAAAUUCAAGUUAAAGAAAUAAAUGAUAGUCAAUUAAAAAGAUCAAUCAUAAAUAUUAAAUAUGGUUAG
Messenger RNA from Insectozyma verbasci, 1050 nucleotides. The record is from the annotation of a GenBank genome assembly. NCBI's taxonomy places the organism in Eukaryota, Fungi, Ascomycota, Pichiomycetes, Serinales, Debaryomycetaceae.